AUGACUGGUCAGUUGAUGUACCGAAUAAACAUCGUAGUUCACCGAUAAUAGCCGAAGUCGUAAGGUGGCGAACGGAACUAUUGACGCGAGCGAGACAGAAACUCGAGCGUGUGCUAUGGUGAAGCGACGUCAUUGUCGUCGAGAGUACGUGCGAAAGAAAAUCGUAUGACUUUUAAGACGCUGACGGUCCGUUCCCGUUGGAGUGAUUGUUUGCUUAAUAAAUCGUGGUGUUAAACAAGUGCUGUGUUCCAUCUUUUCGCACGUGAACGCGCGACAAAUGGAAGAGGUGCCGUACAAUUCGCGAAUUAAAAAACUAAUACGUAUACUCUUUCGUAGUAGCAAGUAGUGCGAUUAUUACGUAUGUGUGCCGGCGUCUAGAAUAUACGUUUUCGGUAUCGCGUAAUCUGUGUUCUCAUCAUAAUCACGACCUAUUGGCUCGAAUACAGGAAGCAUUAGCAUUGUUUGUGUUUUCACGCUUGUUACCGUGCACAUUGAGAGUAGCCAUGCAAGAAGGGGAUAAAUCGGUAACAAGCGGGCGGCGGCCAUUUUCCAGAUGAGUUUUUCCCCUUUCUUUCAAUAAGCAAAGUGCGCUAUGUCAUGAAAGAGAAAGAAAGAGAAAGGUAGCUAGAUAGGGGAAAAGAAAGACAGACUCGAAGAAAUAAGAGGAAAGACGGUGCCCUAUUAUGCGACGCGAGGUACGUUGAAUAAUUAGGGCACUUGGUGAUUGCCCACGAAAAUUCAGAAACGCGGUAGCUUGUGCCGUUUCAUGUUGAUGAACGUUUAACCUUGUAUUGGCCGGUGCGAAGAAGAUAGAAUUAUCUAGGGAAGUAACGAAGAACAGUGCGAGCAAGCGAGAGCCAACGAAUGUUCAACCAAGAGAGAGGGAGAAGGAGAAUGUGUGCGUGCAUGUACAUAUGUGUUUAAUGAAGUGUUAUAUCAUCCGCUAGUUCUAUGUAAACAUCUUCCAUUUAUAAAGAAACUUUUUAAAUAUAAUUGCAAGUAUGUAAUCGCACUAUUGUUCAUACAUAUUUGAUACUCUAUGAUCAAGACAGUGUUGUGAGAGCUAUAAUAAAACAGGUGUCUUCUCAUUGGUGCAGUACGUUUUGACGAAGAUAAAAGUUUAUUUAUCGGAUACGAAGAGUUCAUGAAAAGUGCAUUGAGGGUGCAUAUUCCUGCCAAAGACAUCUGUGAUGUGACAUAAUUGAACAAGUUGGAUAUCAGUGUAAUAAUGUAGUGCCAACUUUGCAGAUGGAUAAACAGGGAUGACUGAUAAUUGUUGGAACUCUGGUGGUGGCGCUGGCGUCAAGAUGGAGCACUUUCAGGCCACCCUGGACCCAAGGAAGCAGGAGUUAUUGGAGGCCCGCUUUCUCGGAGCAAGGAUGUCUGCUGGGUCACAAAUUCAGAUGGCACCCCAAUCAACUGUAAACUCUGGUCAGUCGGUUCAUAGUCAAGAUUCGAACAUGAGCACUGGCUCAUCGCAUAGUGAUAAGGAGGUAGACCCAAAUACUCCGGAAAAGGUACCAAGGACUCCUUCGGAAAGAAAAAGAAAGCGUAAAGCUGAUGAUGGAGGUGGAGGAGUUACAGGGGGACCUGUAGGGAGUAAGGGGUCUAGAUCCGUUGCUGCCCUCGAGAAUAAAAAAAUCAAUGAGUAUUUUCCAAAGCAUCAUUUGGGUAAUAGCCCUAUUCGGCAUGGUGGUGCUAAAAGUCCCUCCCCUCAACAGGGUUACCCUAUGUAUCCACCAUCGCCUCAACAACUCCUCUCACCGCAAGUUACAACACCCAAUUCGUCAGUGGCAGAAUUUUCUUCACUGAUGCAGCCACCAAGACCUCAUCCUCAACCACUACCUCCUCCUCCACCAGCCUCGACACAACCUGCAGGCUCGAUGGUCAGCAAGCAGGUGCAGGUAAGGCCUACCAACCUCAGUAGGACAAGCCAGGUCAGGCAAGCGAAGACUAACACCCCAAAUACAGAACUUACUUGCCAGAGGAUACAGGAAUUCGAAACACAAGCUACUUCAGAUUUAGAAUUACGUAACAAUAAAAUUGAAGAAUUAAAUAGAACAACGGAUGAACUUAAGCAUCAAGUGGCUAAUCAACAAAAAGUUAUUGAGCAGCACAAAUCCCAUAUAAAUAAGUGUAUAGACGUUGUAAAGAAAUUACUGAAAGAAAAAUCAAAUAUAGAAAAAAAGGAGGCUAGGCAAAAGUGUAUGCAAAAUAGACUGAGAUUGGGUCAAUUCGUGACUCAGAGGGUGGGUGCAACAUUUCAAGAAAAUUGGACGGAUGGUUAUGCGUUUCAAGAAUUAGCACGACGGCAAGAAGAAAUUGCGACUGAAAGAGAAGAAAUUGACAAGCAAAAAAAGUUGCUUUUCAAAAAGAAGCCAUCGAAUAGUGAAACUAGUAGAAAACGUAGUCAGCCACAACCAUCCUUACACAAUGGCACAGAAGCUACAUUCUUAAAACCAGAUGCAGUACCUGGAUCUUACACAUGGCAGGAGUAUUAUGAAGCUGAUGAAAUACUCAAGUUAAGACAAAGCGCGUUGAAAAAAGAAGAUGCAGAUCUGCAACUAGAAAUGGAAAAACUCGAGAGAGAAAGAAACUUACACAUCAGAGAGUUGAAACGUAUUCAUAACGAGGACCAAUCGAGAUUCAACGCACAUCCUGUGUUGAACGAACGUUACCUUCUAUUAAUGUUAUUAGGGAAAGGUGGCUUCAGUGAAGUGCAUAAGGCAUUUGACUUAAAGGAGCAACGGUACGUUGCGUGUAAAGUGCAUCAACUGAAUAAAGACUGGAAAGAGGACAAGAAAGCUAAUUAUAUUAAACAUGCGUUACGAGAAUACAAUAUUCAUAAAGCUCUUGAUCAUCCUCGCGUUGUGAAGUUGUAUGAUGUGUUUGAAAUUGAUGCCAAUUCCUUUUGUACUGUCUUGGAAUAUUGUGAUGGCCAUGAUUUAGAUUUUUACCUCAAGCAGCAUAAAACUAUACCUGAAAGAGAAGCAAGAUCUAUAGUUAUGCAAGUUGUGUCUGCAUUAAAAUACCUCAAUGAAAUAAAGCCCCCAGUCAUACAUUACGAUUUAAAACCAGGUAAUAUAUUAUUAACUGAAGGCAAUGUUUGUGGAGAGAUAAAAAUUACAGACUUUGGAUUAAGUAAAGUAAUGGACGAAGAAAACUACAAUCCAGACCAUGGAAUGGAUUUAACGUCUCAAGGUGCUGGUACCUACUGGUACCUUCCACCAGAGUGUUUCGUCAUAGGUAAAAAUCCUCCAAAAAUAUCGUCGAAAGUUGAUGUAUGGAGUGUGGGUGUUAUAUUCUACCAAUGUCUAUAUGGUAAAAAGCCUUUUGGACAUAAUCAAUCUCAAGCUACAAUUUUAGAAGAAAACACAAUUUUGAAAGCUACGGAAGUUCAAUUUGCAAAUAAACCAACGGUUAGCAACGAAGCAAAGAGUUUCAUAAGAAGUUGCCUAGCGUAUAGGAAAGAAGAACGUAUAGAUGUAUUGACAUUAGCUAAACACGAAUAUCUUCAACCUCCAGUGCCAAAGCAUGGCCGUCAAGCGAAUAAUCAGCAGCAACAACAACAACAACAGAUUCAACAACAGCAACAAACCUCAUUUAGCAUUGGCAUGUUUAGUGGUAUGAACGCGUCAAGCAGUUCGUAGUGGAAAGGAACUAAAGACAAAAUCUUUGAUAUGCUAAUACAUGCCAAAUCUUGAACACUGAAUUGCACACCAUCUCAUCUUAGGAAAAUAGCAACUGCUAUAAUGAACUGUAAAUACUAAAAACCCGGAUAGUAUCACCAUCACCAAUACCACGAUUACCACUACCACUCCACUACCACUAUCACCACCACCUCCACCACUUCUACAACUAUACUUACAGGCCGACUAUAUAAAAUAUUGCGAGAGAUGCGAGACUGGUCGCCGCAAGUCCAGGAGCUUGCGUCUUUCUACAAGACAAGCUACAUUAUUCAGCAUGACAAAAAAAUGUUGUGUUCGUAAAUAUUCAAUUGUAUUAUCGUUCCUUGUAUCAAACAGUGAGCUGACUUGAUAAUAGUGUUUAAAAAGAAAUAAGAGAAACAGAAAAACAUGUGAUAAGUCAUUGUGAAUUGAAGUGAAGUUCAAAUUAAGAAGAAAAGGAAACAAAGGAGUACGGCAACAGGAAUCAUUGGAAGUGAAUUACUCGGUGAACAAAGAGAGCAACGGAAGAUUAAAUAUCCGAAGCAAAGCGCGUCAAAGCAGUUAGAGGGACUUUGCUUUCGCGGAGACGUUCCUCUCUUCUGAAGUUACGUAUGAAUGAAUGAAUGUGACGAAAGAUUGUUAAAACUAGCGUGCGUGUAUAUAUUUAUACUAUAUAUAUAUACUAAUAAAUUCGAUAUAAUAUAUAUAUAUGGUGUAAAGAACAGGACAGCAUUGACAGUGGAAAGAUAACUGUGGUGGAUCCUCGCAUGACCUCCGUGUAGCCAAGUAUUCCAUGAAUAUUUGACUGCACAUCAUGUUACUUUAUUCAAAUAUUAACAUUAUUACUUAUAUCAUGACUAAUAACGAUUAACAUACACGAGGAGAUUUGGUUGGUUGUUCCUAUUCUGAAACGAGUGGGCUUUAUCUAUACUGGAUUGAUUGAUCUAAGGUUUGAAUGUAAAGAACGUAAAAGAAUCACGAUGCUCCCAAAUGAAAAAGAAACUUAUAGAAUCGUAGUCCACUGCUUAUUAUAUGCCCUGUGCACGUGUACAUCUUUACUCCAGAAUUUCCUGAUAGAGUGGCUCCUUUUUUUUUCUUUUUCGAGAGUGGACUUCGGCGCAUUGAUUAUGAUCUUACAUUUUCGUGAUAUAUAUCAAUUUGUAUAAUCAGGCGUUUACAAAAUUUUAAGGUAAAAGUCAUAAUACUGUACCGACCUGAUUAUUAUUUCUUUAUUCAUAAUUUGUGUUAUAUAUGUACGUUAUAUAUAGAUAAUUAUGGAAUAGAAGACUAAGUUAUUUUAUCAAGUGCCCUUGCUUUGUAUUAUAGUCGCGUCUGUCGACAAACUGCAGCUUUUGGGAGUAAUAGAGAGUUGUUAAAAUGUUGUAAGUUGUUGGUACAAUGUGGGCACGGUAUUGAUGAAUUCAGUACCAACGUGAUUGGCAAAGUAUGAUCGGAGGAGAAUACAUUACAAGUCUGAACAGAGUCUACUACUAGAUACAUCGCUUCUAUUCUAAAAGCCAACCGUUCCUGCUUCCCUCUCCUAUUUCUCUUAUUUUUUAAAUUAAUCCGCGUCUCGAGAAAACGUAUACUUUUUGACCCCUCUAUGAGGAAGUGCUUUUUGUAAACUAAAUUGAGAGAUAUGCUAGUCAGAGCUCUAGUUUGUUCAUUUCAUUUUAAUAUAAACAUUUAUUUAUUAAUUGCUUUUUUGUACACUUAAGCAUUCAUUGCAACUGAGCAAAGAUCUUAUUGAUUUUAGUUUGCGUAAAAGGUUUGUUUUAUAAUAACCAUUAAAAUUUAUUUAUGAUAUUUACGUCUAUUUUGUCGUAGUUGAAAGUGACUGUUAUCCAUACUACUUUUGGAUGAAAAAAGUAAGUAUACCUUGGUUAGUAAAUUUUACGAAAGCCACUUCUUUUAGAUAAAAAAGUAUCGUUUUUAGAUGACGAGGGUCAACACGUUAGAAAAUUAAAUCAUUCAACAAGGAAAGAAAAGUUAAAACAAUGGAAAAAUCAUUUAACAAGCAUUUAUUCCAUAAAAUCUCAUCUGAGGUUAUUUGUAACAAUAAAAGAAAUAAUGAAACUACAUCAAGUAGUAUUUAUAUGUUUUGCGAUACAAACAAUUUUGCAUUUGUGUAUAAUGAAAAUCCCUUGAAAACGUAUCGUUAAUAAAACUAUCAAGUGCAUGCAUCGGAAACAAAUUUUUAAUUCACAGAGGAUUCAUUGCACAGAGAUCCUGAUAAUUGUCCAAUUUUUAAAGGGUUUGGGUUUUCUUAUAUGAGCCAAAAGUAUUACAUAAUAAUAUUUUCAGCCUCUGCGUGUACUUAUAAUUGUGCGCGAUAGAGUUCGGAAUAUUAUUAUGCAUGUCGACAGAGAAAAGUCAUUCGAAGAAUUAGGGAGUUACAUUUUGAACAAACAAUACAUUUUUUUUAUUGCCCCUGCGUAUCAGCAUAGUCACGAUCUUCCUCAUAAACAUCAGGAAUUGCGUCGAGGAUGGUGUAUGAAACGUUAUAGCAAUAAAUUUACGUAUUUGUGUAUAAUUUAAAGUUAGUAAACUUAUUAAUUAAAUAUAAA
Molecule: messenger RNA, 6235 nt
Organism: Megalopta genalis
Lineage: Eukaryota; Metazoa; Arthropoda; Insecta; Hymenoptera; Halictidae
Gene: Tlk
Product: Tousled-like kinase
Biological process (GO): chromosome segregation; intracellular signal transduction; peptidyl-serine phosphorylation
Cellular component (GO): nucleus
Molecular function (GO): protein serine/threonine kinase activity; ATP binding
Source: RefSeq, a predicted model, not a curated record